AUGGCGCUGUACGCUUUCCGGACAUUCCCGGACAGGCUCAAUGGGGCCCGCACUUCGUUGCUUCAUAUGUCGGUGCAGUGCCGCGGCGCUCUGCGUAGCACGGGUGCGGUAAACGAGAAGGCGUUUCCUAACAAAUCGGCCAAUUUGUUGAAAGUGAGAAGCUUUGAGAAAGUGCCCCGUGUGCCAUUGCUCCCACCGAUGGAUGCACUGCGGAAACCAUGGCGUUUGGGAGGAUUGAGCACGCGAGAUGAAAUCUGCGAAACCGGCGCCAAUUUGUUCCGGAAAUACGGUCCCAUCGUGACUGAGAAAUUUGCUGGACGCUACACCGUUGUGCACUUGUUCAGCCCGAAAGAUUUCCAUACAGUUUUCCAAGAGGAAGGGGACGCGCCUUUUCGAAUCGGAAUGGCAGCUUUGAAGCACUACAGGGACAAGGUACCCAAGGAGUACGCUGACGCCAGCAUUCUUCACCUCCAAGGUCAAAAGUGGAACAGACUGCGCUGCGCCACACAAGAGCAUCUGCUCAGGAACCAAGCCGCUUCGUCGUACGUUUCGGCCUUGAACUCCGUUGCCCAAGAUGCUGUCGAUAUAAUCGAUGACAUGGCUGACCACCGAGGAGAAAUACCCGACUGCUUUUAUUUUAUGCGCCGAUGGGCCCUAGAAAGCAUAACGCUCAUUUGUAUUGGCCUUCGCCUGGGAGCCAUAUCGCCUGCAUGUCCGCUGCCUUCGAAAGAGAGCGCAUCUAUAUUGGAAGAGAUAAUGACGUCACUUCACUGCUUAUCGGCCUUCGCUAAAACCUUCCCGUAUUAUCGCUAUUUUCCAACCUUGAAGUGGCGAAAAUUUCAACGGGCCAUGGAUGACUACACAGCGUAA
Messenger RNA from Rhipicephalus sanguineus (brown dog tick), 870 nucleotides. RefSeq names its product probable cytochrome P450 49a1. Bases 1 to 870 code for a protein of 289 amino acids. The record is from RefSeq and is a predicted model, not a curated record. Gene Ontology annotation, molecular function: heme binding; monooxygenase activity; iron ion binding. NCBI's taxonomy places the organism in Eukaryota, Metazoa, Arthropoda, Arachnida, Ixodida, Ixodidae. The transcript has 4 exons.